Moneuplotes crassus is the source of this 3016-nucleotide messenger RNA. The record is from the annotation of a GenBank genome assembly. NCBI's taxonomy places the organism in Eukaryota, Ciliophora, Spirotrichea, Euplotida, Euplotidae.
ACCAAAUAUAAUUUAAAAAUGGGACAUCGGCUCUCUAUUGAUAAGUACACAACAGACUUGGUUGAUCUGCUUGCUAUCUCACCUUAUUACUAUAAAAAGGUUAAACUCGAUAAAAUUGUGUCGAAAAGUAUCACCCAGCACUUAAAAAUAUGGAGAUUUAAGGCCAAUGAAUUCAAUGGAAUUGACAUUGAAGCAGUGCCUCUUUCCAACCUUCAGCAAGACGGCUUCAUAUUUUCAUCAAAAGAGGCAUACCUUGUCCUACUAGUGUACAGGGCAAAUACUUCUGAGAAGAUGGAUGUGGUGUCCUUCCCCCAUUCCUUGUGGGGAUUAGUCCAGAGUGCAGACAAUUUAACCCCUCGUGGCCUCUCCAACUCAUUCUCUUCAGAUGAUGAUGGGUCAAUUACCCAUACACUUGAUAGUUUUCUUCUUUCAAAGAGGGAAGGUAAGGAAUAUUAUAAAAACAGAGAGUACAAAUACAUGCUCUUUGUUUGGAAUGGAAAGCAAGCAGGAUCUCUUCUUAAAGCAAAAGCACUCUCAAGAGGAUUCGAACUUGACACAUUACUGAACAAAUCAGAAGAUUCCCUUCUUUCUUUUAUCUUCAAUGGGGGUGUUGUCAGAGGUAUCCGUCUCCAGAGAGGUAAAGUUCUUCUUUUUGAUCAAGCGAGUUCAGACCAAGAAGAUGCGAAGCAAGAGGAAAAUCCUAAUACGCCUGAUACUGAGCGAAUGAUAAAAACUUAUGAGACUAUAUACCUAUUUAGAUUCCUAGUACCUGAGAGCUACGUUCAAGGAUUACAAUCUAACUCAAAUGAGAACUCAAAAUCUGUAAUUGAGCAAACAAUGUACCCAAAAUUUAGGAAGUACUUCUUCCCUGACUCUCAAGGAGAGCCUAAGAAAGAGGACUUGCCUGACACAAAUGAAUACCAAAGGAGAUUUAAAUUCAUCAAUGAUAAUAUUUCUGAUCUUGAAGAUGAUCAUGAAGUUUCUGAUGAAAGUAGGAAUGGAGAGCGUCCCCCACCUCAGUCUAAUCCAGUACCUAAGCUAUCACUUGGGCAGGAUUUAGUAAAGCCACAGCCAGCUGCUCAAAAACCAGCCAUCCCGCUUCUAAACAUACCUCCUAAGGGAGAAAAUGUGAACGAGGGAGAUGAAGAAAGAGAAAAUAUGGAGCUCAAUAAGCCUAAAGUGCCUGGAAUUCAAGGUAUAGCACUUGACAUUUCUCAAGCACAAAGAAAGCCGAUCUUGAAUGAAUACGAUACAUCAUCAGAUAGAAUUUACGAAGAUUCCGGGGAAUAUUCUAGCUCAAGAGCAUCAUACAAUCCUGGCAAAGGUAUUAGCCUCGAUUUGACCAAAGCGAAGCAAAUUCAAAAUGAAAUUUUGAACCAAAAUGAGCAAAAGCUUCCGCAGAUGCCAGCCCUAGGCUUGCCUGAAGGCAACCCUUCUGGUAGAAAAGUUCCCUCUUUAGGGAUUCCUGUGAGUUCAGGGUCAAGAAGUGGAGAGGGUGAUUCUAGCAACAGAAUGGAAUUUGAAGAAGUUUCUGGACCCCAGCUCACAAUCAAUAUCAAAAAUGUCACCAAAUUAUCAGAUGAUACUGAAAUGAAGGAGGAAGAAGAUCCUUAUGAACCCCCUCAGUUUAGAAGGGGAUGUUGUGAACCUGACCCUCCCAGCUCUCAUCAUAGUCAAGAAGACACUGAUUUCUUCAUGGCUAAAAAUACAAGUAUUGCAGAAGAGCGAAACAACAAAUUUAAGCAAAUUUGUUCUGAGAUUAUUGACAAUUUUCUAUAUCUUGGGUCUGACUACCUUGCUAAGAACAAGGAAGUUCUAAAACAGAAUAAAAUUACCCACAUAAUAAAUGCAGUGGGAGAUUACAGCCCGAACUAUCAUGAUGGGGAGUUUAAAUAUAUAUCAUUCCACCUGAAAGAUCACCCAAGAGAGAACAUAGAGUGAAUAUUCUACAAAGCAAUUCGAUUUAUGGAGGAAGCCAAGAAAAAUGAUGGAAGGGUGUACGUCCACUGCGUCCAAGGUAUUUCCCGGUCAGCUACUCUUUGUCUUGCAUAUGUUAUUCAUAGCCUCGGGCUUAACUACAAUGAAGCUUUUGAGUAUAUACAGAAGAGAAGGAGUGUAAUUAACCCGAAUCUUGGCUUCAUAGUCCAAUUGAUGUGGUUUCAUAAAAGAAUCUAUAGCAGCUUUGAUUCGAUCCCAGUUAACCCAAGAGUAUUCACAGUUUGCUCCCAUGAGAAGGAAGCUCCAAUGGAAAUAGUAGCCAAGCUUAACAUGGAGCAGUUCUUUGUUGAUAAGCAGUUAAAACCAAUGGAUCCUAGAGGAGUCUACAUUAUUCAGACUAAGGAGGAGUUCAUAGUCCUUCUUUGAUCUGAAUGUAAGGGCAAGAACAGAGAAAAAUAUCAAGAAUAUGCUUACCAAUACAUUGAAGAACUCCAGAAUCGUGAAAAAGCUGCGACUAAAGUCACAGAAUAUGAGCAAAGUAAACUCGAUCCCUAUUUCUGGUCAAUAUGGGGGCUUGAGGAAGCUCCAGCUACUCCAUUUAUGCAAUCAAGAGCUUGGGAUUAUUGGUUCCCUAGCCUUGAAGAUGCUGAGAACAUCUCUAGCAUUCCCAUGGUUCAUCAAAUAGAUUCUUAUAACGAAGAAGUGAAAGCUGAAAAGAAGCUCAAGCCUAGGCUAUUCACAUACCCAGAUACAGACAUUUCAAGUGCAGUCUUUGAUGAAGAAGAUCUCGACUUCGAUGAACUAAAUAUUAUUUGAGAAAAGGCAAAAGAUGAAACAGAAGAAAAUAGAAUUUAUAUCUACGAAGGAGAUAGCUUCGAAGAAAGAGCAGGUCUCAGUAAGAAAGACUACAUCGAAAAGGUUAUCCAAAAGUUCUUCGAGAACAUUCCUCGUGAGAAGAUCACUAUUAAAAACUGUCUCCUUGGUGAAGAAACAGAGGAUGAUUUUUUUGAGUAAAAUAAUGAUCUAAAGCACUUUUCUCCAUAUUCUAAAUACAACUCUAAUAGUAUCUCUAAAAUUU